Pochonia chlamydosporia 170 is the source of this 1998-nucleotide messenger RNA. RefSeq lists its product as hypothetical. NCBI's taxonomy places the organism in Eukaryota, Fungi, Ascomycota, Sordariomycetes, Hypocreales, Clavicipitaceae. The transcript has 3 exons. The record is from RefSeq and is a predicted model, not a curated record. The coding region runs from base 1 to 1998 and encodes 665 amino acids.
AUGGAAACUACAAAAUGUCCAUUUAGCAGCCUCAUUGAGUGCGUCAAUCGUCACAGAAAAGAGUUCGAAACUGUGAAAACACCGCUUGCAGAACAUGAAGCAAAAAUUGCUAAAGUCAGACUUGACUUCAAACACGCCCGGAGCAGUCUCUUACAUGCCGAGAGCCAGAACCCCGAUCCUGAGGGUGGCGACGAGAGAAUUCUAGAACUAGCUAUGGAGUGUGGUCGAGAGCUCGAAAAACUGGAUUACAAUUUUAAAGCUGCUCGCGAACUAGAGGAAAUGCAGUACGCGCGGGCAACUGCCCCAAUUCGCAAAGCACUUUGCAUAGAGGUAGUCCAGCUUCUUGGAGUCGCUCUCGUAAGGGAGUGUUUACAACACCUGGAUGAAGCACAAGACAACCAGCAACAGGAGCGGUUCACUCCAGAACGCGACAUAGCACUACAAGGACAACCAACCCAAAGUCAUGCAGCGAAUCUUUCCAAAUCAUUAUCUAGGAAACGGAGAGCAGUUGACAGGCAUAUCAAAAUUCCGUCGAAGCGCAACAAGCUAGCAGCACAACAAUCUCGCAAAGUCGAUGGCGAACCAAUUAAGCUGAGACAGGCGAUCUUACGUCCCGCUCGAAACCGUAACCGUCAAUCCGAGAGACACGCCAGGGCCAGCAACGGAGCGAGCGCCGAUCGGCAUCAUGAAUCCUUGAAACCGAUGGUUCCAGGUAGAAUCUAUCGGACAUUCUACAAGUCAUGGUGCCUCGCACUCCUUCUGCCUACACAGAAUCUUGAAGCUGUCGGUGUACCGGAGACCAUGGAAACUCUCGGCCUUACGAAGAACAUUCCUGAAUGCUACGUGUACGACUCUGAAUCCCAAACCUUUUCGUGGCAAAGGUUGUACGAAGACGGCGGAGAGUUGGAGUCCAAAAGAUCAUAUCCUGUUAUGUACUUCGAUGGCGCAGAAUUCCCUGGUAGAGCCAGUGUCGGCUGGGUCGAAGCAGACAACCUUCAAGAAUACGACAUGACCGGCCCUCGAGGUCUCACCGAACACCACAAACAAGCGGAGUUAUAUCUGGAACAAAUGAAAUCAAGCCACUUGGAUCAGAAUUCCCCUUUGCGAGAACGGGAUUCGCAAUUCUCGUUCGACAGUCCUCAGAACAAUGAAGCAACGCAUCGGCAGCGAUCGUCCUCGCAUGAGUUAGCGGUGGUUGAGGGGCAUGCCGCAAUGGAACAGGACCAGGCAAGCACAAGCACUGGUGAGGUGAUUGAUGGCGUCUCAACAGCCAAGCAAGCGGCUCGAGAUAUUCAUGAAGAUUCAAACAGUUCCCCCAUCACCGGGGACCGAAUCUCUUUAGAUCGAGAGACCACUCAUGAGGUUGACGAACAUUUGCACUAUAAUUCCAUGCCGGGGUCCCCUGGCUACGAACCGGAUACGGCCCACGCUGUAUCUGCGUCUGGAGGGUCGCCGGGGAUCUGUCGAGUUAGCGAUAACAGCCCGAGAGGCUUUUCUCCCAGAUAUUCUGACCAAGAGUUCCAGUCGGAUGGAGUCAUUCUAGUUCGAAAUGGAAUUGGAAACGAGCUGGCUCGAUUACCACCCACAACGGCCCAUUCAUCAUUUAGGAUACAGCCGGCCCCAUUGAAUUCCGACCUUGUUAGACAGACGACAGGACUUAAAGGCUCUAUUGCCUCAGAAACGGCCACUCCAAGCCACCAGCAAAUGCUAGGGCGAUUUCCACCCCCACCUACAAAUUGUGCUCCGGGAGAGACGUCUGAUCUGCGUUUGCCUCCCAUUCAGAAUGUUUGGGCAAGCAUGCUUCCAAUGCACCCUCAAUUGUCAUCAUGCCCUGCCCCUGCGCCAGUCCCAGCGGCAAUCACUAAGGCUCACUACCAGACCAGUGCUCAUCCUGUCUAUCGAAAACUGCUUCCCCAUAGCAGCUUUUCCGGUCGUCGAGUUCUUGCGUCGACACACGGAUGGCCGCGACCCAAAGCCGAACAUGUUUUUCAAAGAUAA